Messenger RNA from Nasonia vitripennis (jewel wasp), 5358 nucleotides. Its product is annotated as photoreceptor outer segment membrane glycoprotein 2-like. The transcript is spliced from 7 exons. Gene Ontology annotation, cellular component: membrane. Bases 123 to 1619 code for a protein of 498 amino acids. Lineage: Eukaryota; Metazoa; Arthropoda; Insecta; Hymenoptera; Pteromalidae. The record is from RefSeq and is a predicted model, not a curated record.
CAAUUCAUCGGCAGAGAAUACUCCGCCCACGCAAACGCCCACAAAUGCCAGAAGCGUCGACGCAGCAGCAGCAUUAGAGCCAUCGAGAAUGCGCCGUGACGUGAAGUACCAGGAAACGUUAUAUGGGCUGUCCGCGAUUGCGCUGCGGACUGUCCAGGCUCAGCAGUGCUGUUUUCUGGCUGAGUCUGCUGGGCAUCGUCAGUUCGGUGAUUUUGCUGGGUUGGGCAUUGAGAUUGAAGAUGAGGGUCGGGGAUCACGUGGAUCUGGUCGUGCCUGGAGGAGAGGGUUAUUUGUGGCCUGGAACAGCUGGACUGGCUGUUGUCCUCGUGGCACCGGUGCACGUGCUGGGAUUGAUGGUUGUCAGGACCGGAGUCAACAAGGAUUUCGAAGCUGGACGGAAGAGCUUGAGCGGAAGGUGCAGGGAGAAUAGUAAGUCAUCCCUGGACCGUCUUCUCUUCCUGCACACGUUGCUGAGCUGCCUGUCGGGUUUGCUGGUUCUGGGGGCAUGUGCUGGAAGCGCCUACUUCUGGAGUCUGUCCCGACGUCGGGUCAGACCAGGACUACACCGGGCAAUACGUCGUUAUCCCGCCGAGCCUAUUAUCAAGACUAGAGUCGACAGGCUACAGAUCGAACUUCGUUGCUGCGGAGCAGAGUCUUACGUCGACUGGUUCUUCGUCGACUGGAAGCGACCCGAUGACGGGGAGUAUGUCGAGUUGGAUUACUUCGCUGAGGAACCCAGAGACAUGGUCUCGGCGGAUGUGCCGUACUCGUGCUGCUCGUCGGAAGCGUCGCAAGCUUGCGUCCAUCAGAGUAUCGCCGGAGUUAAUGGCGAGCCGGAAGCCGAUGAUCAAUUGACGAUCUCCAGCGAGGGAUGCGGGAACAAGCUGUUGGAUCGAGCUGAUCGGGCCGGCCAGAGACUGCUCAUCUGUCUGCUAGUGAUCUCGGCUUAUCAGUUGACGCUGUCGAUUCUGUCGCGGCUCCUCCGAGCGGCUAAGCCGAGCGACUCUGCGAACACAAGGGGUGAAAGCUCCGACGCCUGGAUCUUCGGCAGAGGACCGAAAACUACGUCCCGUCGUCCCCGGGAGGAAGAACUCGAGCCGCUAAAAUCCAGACGGCUCGGUCAACCCUCUGUGCUAACGAGCCAGCGUAACGCAUCCACGACGUCGGAGAGCAGCAGCCAAGCGGCCGAGACGUCGUCGUCGUCGUCGAACGAGAGCCUAUACGCCGCGUCGUCGAGUCCGGGAGAGAAACGGGGCGCGACGAGUCCUCGCAUGCAAAUGCGGCCCACGGCUCGACGGAACCCUUCGAGCGACGCUGAUGAUGAUGAGGAGGAGGAGGAGGCGCCGCUCGAGAGGAAUUUCAAUGCGAGCGACUUCUACGGGAGAUUUCGCGGCACUUUGCAGGACACGCUGGAGAGACGACGACGGAGACAGUGCCAGGACUGGCAGUUCGUCGACGAUCGUCGCGACAGCUUCCCUCUGCCAGGCAAGAGGGCGACGACUCUGAAAGAGACUCGAAACUCCUCCUGCAGCUCGAGCCAGCGGGACGAGAGGACGUGUCCGGUUCACCAGAGGAUCCAGCCCAGCUGCUGUCCGGUACACGGCGACGCGAAUAGAUAAGAGUAUUAGUGCUAGAUUGUACAGAGGAUAGGUGUUCAAGUUCGAGUAAGUUUCUCAAUAAAAGUGGCGUUUUUUUUUUCUGGAUGUUGAUUCGUGGCGAUGAUCGUUAAGUAAGUCUGUGGCAGAUUAACAAGAAACAAACUUUAUUUGCAGCACAUAGGAAAGAUAAAUACAUGUCUCUUAAUGUACAGGUCAAAGCAACUGAGAAAGAAAAUGAAGGGAAAAACUUGUUUGAGACAGUUCAGUUAUGAGGGUACUUUAAUAUACAAUCCUUAAUUCUCUAUUAUCGAGAAGUAAAUACAUAUGCAUUUACAAUAUAUAGAAUCUGCGAGAUCGUGUCUGCCAUUUUUUCAUCGUUUGUUUUUUCUUUCCUUCUUCAUCCUUUUAAUUUCUGUUUAUUAACAUACGUAUAUUUAUAUUUAUAUAUUCAUUAUGUAUAUUCUGUAUAUUAUGUAUAGUGACGCUGACGAAAUCUAGGGAAAGCCAAUUGCCUCUCAGAAUUCGCGUGUUUACUUUUUUGCUCUACUCCGCACGCUCUUAUGUCGCACUCCGUGACGCUUCAUUCAUUCUCGUUCUCUCUCUCGCGCUCUUUACUUAGCUAAUCGUUAUUUAUUUAUUUAUUUUUUGUUAUACUUGUAAUCUUUUGUUUCACCUAAAUAAUGUGGCCCCCACCUACGUCCUCCCCCCGUGAUCCUUCGGGAAAAAGUCGAAUGGAGGGCGGAGGACGAGUUUGUUUGUUAGUUUUGUUUGUUUUUACUCUUUCGUAGUUCUACUUAUGCACGAUCUUUCCCGAUCGAUCGACGCGUCUGCUGGUUUAUAUUGUUUUAUUUUUCUCUAUAUACGCCUCCCGGACCUUCGAGGUCGAACUCUUUUUUAUACCCAUACCGCUUUAAUUUCAUGUACGCAACUAUACGGUUCUGUGGAUUUUCUAAAUCUGUGAUACAUAUGUUUUGUCGCAAUGAAUCUUGUAUAAUCGUGUGUGUUAUUUUUUUGCACUUGUCGAACAGUCCUCGAAUCUGCAGAUCGAAAAGUUAGCAUCGCUUACAGCAUUUAACUAUAGGCAUUUAAGACUAAAGAUUUUUUUUUUAAUUACUCAUUGCUUCUAGCAACAAUAAUUAUACAGUAUCAUAUUAUAACGAUUAAUAAAUAUGAAUUUGUCUCACGUUUUAAUAGUUUAACGAGCAAUAAAUGGAAGAAAUUAGCGAUUACUUUGCUCUUGCGAAUAAACUACACCGAUACAAACUUUAUACCCUUAGAAAUUCAUUUUAUAAAUUCAAAAAAUUCCUCACUUAUACGUCUACGUAUAUAUUCUGCGAAUAAAACACCCCGAUCGCACCUCGCUUAUUAUUUUUUUGGGUUCUUUUUUAUAAAUCGAUUCGAUAACAAAACUUUUAUUUUGAAACUCCUUUCUUUGAGAAAGUGACAACACUGCACAGUCGAGUUGCCCGAAGAACGGCAGAUUCGAGAAAUCGCUUCGCUGCUAAAGCAUCGCCGACGCGCACGUAUCAGAGACCCGAUAUACACAAUAACUUAUACGUGUUGUUGUUGUUGUUUUUUUUUUUUAUUAUUUUCUGUUGCACCUUCGUGUUUAUCACAAACUUUUUUCGAUUACGUCUAUGCGGUUAUUAGCUCUUAUACGUGGAUUCAUUUACGGAUUACGAGUUUUUUUUUCUGCUUUAUAAUAUGCUUCGGCGGCAAAAUGGCUUCGUUAUCGAAAUUCUCUGCCUCGCUUGCUUUACUGACAGCCAUUACUCCUCGUUAUACGCGCGCUUCAUCUUUUUUCGUUCGUUAAAUGUGUGCGAUAUUAAAAGACAGCAAAGCCAGCGCGCGCUGCCGGCGAAUCGACGCCCACGCGAAGGAUAUGUUCAUUCUACACCGUAAAUGCGAUACUUUCGAGUAUAUAUAUUUUUCGAAGCUUACAAUAACAAGAAACCGAAAGCGCAGCCUUCUCCGUCGAAACGUUUAUCCUAGAAAAAGUAUAUCCCUCUCAAAAGAAAGUCCUACUCUUCGCCUCGAGGCUGGGGGUAAGAAAAACGGCUGGGCUUAUCCUUCGGCACACAUCGCGUCGAAUCCGCCGACAGCGCGCGAGAACAUAAUAAAAAUUGAAAACGAGGCCAGUUCCCCGCGCGCUCCAUCUCGCGUGUGUGUAAUAAUGCAAUUCACAUUUAUACUGCCCAGCUGCACCGUACCGACUAUUAUAUAUUAUAUAUCGUCGCCUGUGUAUAAUAUGUAUAUGUGUAUACGGACACAACUACAACGCACUUGUAUAAUAAUCGUUCUCGAGUUCAUUCAACGAAUCAGCCGUUCGCUUUGCACCCUCUCGCGCACUCAAUAACAUUGUAACUCUAUAACGCCGCUUUCCGCCUCUCGCAAAAUAUUUGUAUAUCGCGUAUAUAAGCGUCCCGCGGGCAAAAUCAUCAUCGUCGCUCUAUACAUCGUCAAUUAUGUAUAUAGGCCUGACGUAUUAUAUUUUUGUAUAUAUCAUAUAUCAACUGUGGAUGUGUGUGUGUGUGCGUGCUGUGUAGGUGUGUGGCUGUGCACAUAUCAUAACCGAGAUAAACUUUAGCAGGACACGUUCUUCUCGCGGCCGCUGCUCGAUCGUCAUUUUUUAAACAGUGGGUCAAGAGCGAACGAGAGCUCGGGGGCGAAAAACGAAGUCGCGUGAGAUGAGCAAAAGAAGAAGAAGAAGAAGAAGAAGAAGAAGAAGCAACGAGAGAAGGUGGAGGAUAGCAUCGUAAAAAUUUCGAGGCGACUCGUGAAAAUUUAACGAGCUCGGCCUCGCACUCUUUCUCCUCUCAGCGCGCUCUCGCGACACAUGACAAGUUUCUCGGCCACGAGUGCGAUCGAUCCCGCUGUGUGUUUGUGUGUGGCGUGGAAUAAUACUGAGAUUAGGCGAAAGAGCAGCUCUUGUAUGCUCGUGAUUCGAUUUUGAAAUCAGGACCCGCGGAAAUUAAAGUACAACGUUCUCCAUCGUUCGUCUAUACAUAUAGAUUAUACGUGCUAAGAGGGGAAACGCAGGACGGUUCAAGUUUCGUAAAUAUGUAUACGCGUGUCAGUGUGUUUGUGUGAGUGUAACAGUAGAAAAAACCAAGGAAAUCGCGUAUACAGUUCCCCCAGGCUCGCGGAAUCUCUCCCCUUCCCGAAGCCGCACCUUACGCAAGAGUUCCACCUCGGAAAUUGGCGCGCAGGGACUACAACAACAUACACAUAUCGAAUCAUCACUUGUCGCGCGCUCCUACAUCUUUCUCUCGCACAUUAUAAUCUCGCUCGCUCACAUCGCUUUCUCGCUAUAUCGGUUCUACAAUAUUUGUUUCUCUACAAUACAUGUACAAGCCUCUGUGUAAAUACAAUAAUGUACAAGUUUUUUUUUCAUCAUCAUCAUCAUCAUCAGCAUCGUCGUCGCCUCUCGCCGCUAUCUCGCUGGUGGUGUUGUCGUCGACGUAGUCCUUCCAUAAUAUCCUCCAGUUGUAAGUAUAUUAAGCUUCUCUCGCGACCUCUGAUGCGAUCGCGAGUAUACACGUGUCUUCUUUACUCCUCUCUCUCUUUCUUAAACGCCUCGUUUUCUCCUUCUUGAGGGUUACAGCUUAUGUACGCGACACGGGGGUUGCGGUGCUGCUGCGAGUCAUUUUUCUUACUUUAUUCUCGGCUCGCUGCGCUGCGCUCUUCGCUUGAUUCAUUUAAGUAAUAAACUCCUCGUGCAAACAUCGCUAAACUUCUUACUCCGCACUUGUUCGUCUUA